This is a messenger RNA of Schistocerca americana (American grasshopper), 753 nucleotides long. RefSeq lists its product as uncharacterized. Bases 1 to 753 code for a protein of 250 amino acids. Lineage: Eukaryota; Metazoa; Arthropoda; Insecta; Orthoptera; Acrididae. The transcript has 3 exons. The record is from RefSeq and is a predicted model, not a curated record.
AUGUUUCCAACAGUGAAAAGCUUGAAUGACUUCUCCUUCUUGGUUCUAUGUUGGGUUGUCUUGAAGUAUCUGCCUAACCUGUCGCUGAAGCCACUGAGCGAUACUAGGUGGGAAAGUCGCAUCGAUGCACUUAUUCCCCAGAGGUUUCAGAUUGGAGGAGUUUAUGAUGCACUGGUUCAGAUAUCAGAAGAAUUCGAUGGCAUGACCACUCAUGAAGCAAACAGAAGAAAAGUUUGUGUCCUUCUUGAUGGAUUCCAAAGAAUUAGCUACAGCAUUAGAGCGAGAAGAUCUAACGUUAACACGGAUGUUUCCUCACGACGGAGUAAGAAGCCAAUACUCUUUACCUAUGAAGGAAGGGAUGAGACAAUAGGUGACCCAACAAAACGUUACAAGAUUGAAUUCUACUAUUAUAUUUUAGAUAUAGUAACCACAUAUUUGGAUGAGAGAUUCAAUCAACUGAAAUCUCAUUGUUAUUUUGAUUUUAGCUAUGACAUCGGCAAGCUGAAGAAUGCACCUCCUGACAGCCUUGACACAAAGUGUAGAAACCUCUCAGCAAUUUUUCAAGAUCAUGAGUCAAGCGACAUCGAUGCACUGGAGUUGAGGGAAGAACUAAAAGUGCUUUCAACAACAUUGAAACCUAGGAUAUGUCCAAAAGAGACUCUGAAGUCUAUGGGAAGACAUAAUUUUUGCCCUAAUGUUAACACUGCGCUGAGAAUUCUCCUAACACUCACUGGGAUUAGCUGGGUGGUCUAA